Molecule: messenger RNA, 1048 nt
Organism: Aplosporella prunicola CBS 121167
Lineage: Eukaryota; Fungi; Ascomycota; Dothideomycetes; Botryosphaeriales; Aplosporellaceae
Exons: 2
Coding region: 195-860 (221 amino acids)
Source: RefSeq, a predicted model, not a curated record
CCUACGUCUGGACCGACUCGUGGCACCCGUCCACCACCGUUGGCUCCAUUGAGGAGAAAAAAAGAAAGAGAGAGGAAGAGAGCCAGAUAAAGGCGCAGGCCGACUACAUAUCCAGCCCUGCCAUCCAUCGCUCACUCACCUGCUCGCUCACAUAAAAUCUAUUCACCUACCACGCCAUCACGCAAACCUUGCCCAUGCCUUGCCCCUGCCACCAACCCGGCCGGCGUCGCUGUGCAAGGUGUCAGACCCUGCACGGCGUCGGCUGCGCUCCGGGGCAAGAGGUCCCGGCCCCGGUCCCGGCCUACCCCGCCAUGUUUCCUGAGGAAGAGCUCGUGCUGCGCGAGAGUGCCGCGGGGGGGAGUUCUCGGCCUGGUCGGCAUGUCGCUGUCGCCGUCGCUGUUGCUGUCAGUCGGACACGUGCGAAGAGCUCGGAGGAUGUGGAUGUGGCUGAGAAUAGCAGUACCACCACCACCACCACCACCAACGCCCCCACGAUCUACACGCCUAGCUCCUCCUCCGCCGCCGCCGCUGCGCCCUCGUCGUCCGGUUACGCCACUUGCGCUGGCAGCAAUAGCAGCAAUAGCGGCAAGAGUCCGCGCGGCGGCGCUGCGCCACCACCAGCGGUUGCCCCCCACGCCGUGGCGCAACGAACGACGACGACGUCACCAGCACCAGCAACAAUGACGGCAUUCGAGACCGCGCUAGCCGCGCGGGAUGCGCCGUCAUCGCCGUCACCCCACCACUCCUCCCACCUGCGAGCAGGGCCCUGCCCCUGGUCCCCGGAACUGCGCUACAAUGCCGCGAGGGGAAGGGAGGCGUGCGCGCGUGUUGGUGCGUGGUAUGCUGAUGAGGGGCGGUAGCGGUGGCCUGGACCUGGACCUGGACCUUGAUGGGAAAGGAAUUUUAAGGCGGGCUGGGCCUGCUGCGGUUGCUUCUGUUGGUGGUGGGUGGGUGGGUGGUUGGUUUGGUUCGUUUGGACGAAUGGAUGGAUGGAUGCUGCGCUGUGUGGAUGUUGGAUGUGCGACAUAGGAUGUCGGAUAUCGGACUU